This is a messenger RNA of Anopheles nili, 2004 nucleotides long. RefSeq lists its product as uncharacterized. Lineage: Eukaryota; Metazoa; Arthropoda; Insecta; Diptera; Culicidae. The transcript has 4 exons. Bases 1 to 2004 code for a protein of 667 amino acids. The record is from RefSeq and is a predicted model, not a curated record.
AUGUCGGAGAUCUUCCUCAUCAAGAACCGGCUCCACCAGCAGCAACUUCGGUUGGUAGAGAAAGCGCAGAAGAACAGCCAUGAUGGUGAUUCGGUUGGUGGUGCCAACAUCGUGGAUGGAACGGUUGGUGCGAGUGAGAACAGUGAGGUUGGAACGAGUGAGCGCAAACAUGACAAUGCGGCCUCCUCUGACGAUAGCUGUAAUGCGGUAGACAAAAAACUGGGCAGUGACGACGAGCAGCAAAGGCGGCGUGCGAAUUUGUUCAGGGGUUCCGAUCUCUCGUUCAAUGGCAAAAUAAGCCCAUUGAUAGAGGGCACAGGACGAGUAACAAACUGUGCUCUGGAAGAUUCAACUAUUUCUAGUAGUUAUGGCUUCGUACAGAUAAAGCCGAAAGCUUCAGGUUCUUAUGAGUGUGAUGAAGCUGCUCAAGAGAAAACACUAAACGAAACGUGUGAACUGUUAACAAAAGAGAACAAAUCGUUGACUCAUUACGAGAAUGAACAGUCGCCAGAUAUGUUUGCGGAAGAUGACGAUACGGUGGACGACAAAAAGAAGAAUGACGAAAGUCUUUCACGCGCGUACCAACGUACCAGUGGAAUGUCCUCGAGGGAGUUAGAGUGUGUAGACGAGAGUAAAGUGGAUCGUAUAGAGCGUACUUUGUUGAAACGGUUACAGAUGUCGCUUGCCGGUAUUCCACCGCCUCCAGCGUUAACGUACUCAGCUAUCGACGUCGGGAGUAUGCUUGCAAUUUAUCACAGUAAUGCUGAGCGGUGGUUAGCGGCGCAUAGCUUGAGUAAGUCGGACAGUGCCCGGGACGGGAUGGAAGAUAAAAAAGCGCAGGAGUGCCUUAGCAAGCCAACUCAAACAUUGGCCGAUUUGGCGAACAUCGCAUGGCCCGAGUUAACGAAGCACCGUGCUCAUGGGCUGCACUAUAACCGAUCGUUGGCAACGGAAAUGUUUGAAUUGUUAAGCUUGAAAUACAUCGAACGCUAUCUAAGCGUGGAAACGAGCUCUUCCUUUAAUAUGACUAUUUUGCAGUCAAGUGCAAAAAAACGGAAUCAACGACUGAAAUUAUUGAGCCAAUCGCCCGGUAGGCGACUAAGCCAUCUGGCAAAACGCAGGGCAACAUUUUCGUCCGAGAGUUUACUUAGUAAUAGCGACAGCAAAUGUGCAACAAGCAGCAGUGGAAGGGGCAUUAUUAACGCAAAUUCACUUAGGAAGUUAAACCCGCACAGAGUAUGCAAUACCAGACAAGUGUUUCUAGAUCCCAAAAAAUCGGACAACCGUAGGAAAAAUAAAAUUAAAACUCCUAAACGUAGGACUCCAGGCGGAAAAAAGUCACCCCAUCGACGGACCCCUGGAUCAUCCAGCAAAAGCUUGACACUGAGGCACGUUGUUACUAGUUCUAAACCAGGUACCCAACCGGUCCACGUCCCGGCUACUCGUGAAACAUCAAAACGGGCCCUUUUCCUCAGCCCUCAGAAUGGUGGUGUGACGGCCUCUGCACGCGCUUACGGCAGCAACAGCAAACAAACAGAUCGUUCUAUAUUCUCAGAGGCACGGGUAUUGAAAUCAAAACGGUCGCUGUUUUCGCCAACACAUGAGUCACAGUCUAGCAUUCAACCAUGUUCAGGCGCAUCAACAUUUGCAGGAACGGCUGCUUCGUCGUCCUUGAAAACGAUGUCAGUUAGCACCGCGGUAUCGUCGAAUAAGCGAGGACGCUCCCCUGCGGUCGAUAACGAUAAUGACGAGCGGACGGAGAAAAUCCCACGCAUGGAAUCCUCCGGACUGAGUGAAGAGGAUCUGACCCCACGGUCGCUGCAGCAGCUUAACUACCGAGCGGCCAACUGGAGCAACUUCAAGCGGAUCGUCAGUGACAACCUCGACACGGGAGUACCCCUUACGACGAUGGAGGACAUCGACGCAGCCAUCACUAGCCUCGUAAGCAGCUUAAGGGUAGCCGAGAAUAGCUCGGUACCCAGGGUAGCUAUAAAAACAAGAUAA